This is a messenger RNA of Mugil cephalus (flathead mullet), 3641 nucleotides long. It is a transcript of the gene nfx1, whose product is annotated as nuclear transcription factor, X-box binding 1. Lineage: Eukaryota; Metazoa; Chordata; Actinopteri; Mugiliformes; Mugilidae. Gene Ontology annotation, biological process: negative regulation of transcription by RNA polymerase II. The record is from RefSeq and is a predicted model, not a curated record. The coding region runs from base 235 to 3495 and encodes 1086 amino acids. The transcript has 23 exons. Gene Ontology annotation, molecular function: DNA-binding transcription factor activity, RNA polymerase II-specific; RNA polymerase II transcription regulatory region sequence-specific DNA binding; zinc ion binding. Gene Ontology annotation, cellular component: nucleus.
GCCUGCUGCCUAACUGUGCUAGCAGUUAGCUCGUCCAUGUAGAUAAAGUGAGUGGAAGGCAGGAGUGGACUGUCAUCGCUUUUAAGGGAGGCCGUGUCCAUUUCAGCAACCAGAAGACACGUAAAGAAGGGGAGAUUGUCGCAGAUUACCUGGAUAAGCUUGUCAUCUCUCAGAAAAAACACUAUAUUGUCGUCAAACUUGCGUUGGGGAAGCAAGAAGCAAAGUUCAAACUGAAUGGCUGAAGGCUCCUCAGAACCACCAGACCUCAAUCCGGAUGGGACGUCGCACCAGAGGCCACAUCAGCACAAAUCCAGGAGGGGACGACCCAGACCGAACAGCGACCGAAACCUGAGCAGUUAUGACCCUUCUCAACAUUAUGGAAAUUUUCAGCAGGGGUUCAAACCCCCAUUUAGCCACAAUAACUCAAAUUAUGCAGAGCAACAGCAAGCUCCCUACCACAGAGAGGAUGUGUCCCGAAGACGAGGCCGAGGUAGAGGAAGGGGGGAAGGAAAUCGAGGGAUGAAUGGGAGCUUUGGUGGUCCAGGGCCCCGGUGGCAAAGACCUAACAGUGACCUUGGCCCUUAUGGUGGAAGUGACAGAUACGGAGGUGGCUACCAGCCAGGUGCUCAUCCUAUGGAUGGACCUGAUGGACCCAGCUGGAGAAGGAAAGACGUGAACUGGAAUUCGGAACAAACCAGCGAUGACAAAGACGUCCGAGUUAAAAAACCCAGAAGGUUUGGCCAGGAGCAGAAGAGAGGAGGACAAAAUGAGAGAAGUGAUCAUUUUAAGGAGAACAAUACGACAUCAGAGGGUCUGCGGUUCAGUUCGACCAAAAGAGAAACCCAACCUCCAGAAACCAGGGAGAAGACUCAACAUGACGAUCAUCAGAGGAGACACCCCGAGGCAAAGCGACGCCAAGGACCAAUUAAACCACCAAAACAACCAUCUCAAGAGGAGGCGGGCGCAGAAAAGGGAGCCGGCGGCCAAGACGACUCCGACCACGGCAGGUCCUCCCAGGACGCUGCCGGUAAAGCUGGAAGAGGCUCGGGACGACACACGCCGCUUCAGGCCAGAGGGGGAAAAAGAACAAAUCAUCAAAACCACAAGUCUGGUCAGAGAAGCUGGGACAGGAUGCCCAAAAGCAAAGAGACACAGACAGGGUGCCUGAUUGAACAGCUGUCAGAGGAGAAGUAUGAGUGCAUGGUGUGCUGUGACGUAAUUAGGGUCAUGGCUCCGGUGUGGAGCUGCCAGAGCUGCUUCCACGUCUUCCAUCUGAACUGCAUCAAGAAGUGGGCUCGAUCCCCGGCCUCGCAGGCAGACGAUUCAGCUGACGGCUGGCGGUGUCCAGCCUGCCAGAAUGUCACAAUGAAACAACCGACCUCCUACCUCUGCUUCUGUGGUAAAGUGACGAACCCUGAGUGGCAGCGGACUGAGAUUCCCCACAGCUGUGGUGACAUGUGUGGGAAGAAGAGGAGUGGAGCCGACUGCAACCACCCCUGUAACAUCUUGUGUCACCCUGGACCUUGUCCUCAGUGUCCUGCGUUUAUAACGAAGUCCUGCAUCUGCGGGAAGACGAGUCAACCCAUGCGCUGUGGCCAGGCGACGUUGCUCCAGUGCGACAAAGUUUGCGGCGCUACACUCAACUGCGCUGAACACAACUGCAUGCAGGUGUGCCACAGCGGGUCGUGUCAGCCCUGUCAGCUGCUGGUUCAGCAGAUUUGCUACUGUGGCGUCACGACCCGUGAGGUCCUGUGCGGCACAGAUAAAGGAGGAUUUGACGGCUCAGGGCAUUUCUCCUGUCAAAAAAUAUGUGGAAAGAUGUUGAAUUGCGAAGCUCAUCGGUGCCAGCAGGUGUGCCACCGCGGGCCGUGCCAGCCGUGCCCACGCUCCCCGAGCCUGGUGAAGACGUGUCCCUGCAGCCAGACGCCACUGACCAAGCUGCUGGAGCUCGGUUACCCUGAACGAAAAAGCUGCUCCGAUCCCAUCCCCUCCUGUGGAAAGACGUGCAACAAACCUCUGGCCUGUGGCUCCAGCGACUCCAUCCAUCUGUGUGAGAAGCUUUGCCACGAGGGCGCCUGUGGGCCCUGCUCUCUGACCUCCACUAUCAGGUGCAGAUGUGGCUCCAAGACUCAGGAGGUUCCAUGUGAAAAGAUCCAAAAAGAAGAUGAGCUCGUCUUCACUUGCGAGCGGCGCUGCAACAAGAAACGUUCCUGUGGCCGACACAAGUGCGGCGAGCUCUGCUGCGUGACUGUGGAGCACAAGUGUCCCCUGAUCUGUGGCUACAAGCUCAACUGUGGCCUCCACCGCUGCCAGGAACCUUGUCACCGUGGAAACUGUGAACCCUGCUGGCAGUCCAGUUUUGAUGAGCUGACGUGUCACUGUGGGCUCACUGUGUUGUACCCACCCAUCCCCUGUGGCACGAAGCCACCAGAGUGCAAGAACCUGUGCACAAGGAGACACGAGUGCGACCACCCGGUGUUUCACAACUGCCACAGUGAGGAGAAAUGUCCACCCUGCACAUACCUCACUCAGAAAUGGUGCAUGGGAAAGCACGAGCAACGCAGCAACAUCCCGUGUCAUCUGCAAGACAUUUCUUGCGGCCUGACGUGUAAUAAAAUGCUGCCCUGCGAGAUGCACCGCUGCAGGCGGAUCUGCCACCGGGGAGAGUGCGUGGCAGAGGGCCGCUGCCAGCAGCCCUGCACGCUGCCUCGUCCGGACUGCGGCCACCCGUGCUCUGCUCCUUGCCACAAAGGCAGCAGCUGCCCACGCAACACCUGCAACGCCAAGGUAGCGCUACAAUGCGACUGUGGUCGAAGAAAGGAAACUGUGGUCUGCACAGAAGCAGCCAGUUCCUACCAGAGGUAUGCAGCCAUCGCCAUGGCCAGUAAACUCUCUGACAUGCAGCUCGGUGACUCAAUGGACAUCGGCCCGCUCCUCAGUAAAAAGGAGCUGAAACAGACCAGACUUGAAUGCGACCAAGAGUGCGCCACUUUGGAGAGGAACAGGCGUUUGGCCGAGGCCUUGCAGAUAGACUCGUCGUCCGACCCCUUCAACGUUCGCUCGCCCUCCGUAUACAGCGACGGCCUCAAAGACGACGCCAGAAAAGACCUGAAAUUCGUCACAGAGGUGGAAGAGGAGAUCAGGAAUGUCGUUGAGCUCGCUAACAAGGGAAAACAGUCGAAGAGGAGCCACUGCUUCCCGCCCAUGAACAGAGAGCACCGGAAGAUCAUCCACGACCUGGCCGAGGUCUACGGCGUGGAGAGCGUGAGCUACGACAGCGAGCCCAAACGCAACGUGGUCAUCACGGCCCACAAAGGGAAGUCGGCCUGUCCGAACUCGAGCCUGACAUCGCUGAUAGAGCGCGAGACGACGGCUAGGGCCCCUCCUCCCAUCGCUCAUAUCAAGCAGCACAGCAGCAAAACUGCCGGUGGAAGCUCUUGGUCCAAGAUGGUUAAAGAAGAACCAGUGAUAGAUUAUUUUGAUGUCCAAGACUAGAAUAUGACGCCAAAACCAGAGGAAACCGCAGGUCCACCUUCAAAACUCCAUCUGCCAAAAUGCCUGAACCUGCCUAAUUUGUGUUCAUAAAAGAUCAGUAAUAAUUCAUCUGGCUCCAUCGUCCAAUAAAGUGAUUUUUGGACAUA